Messenger RNA from Saccharomyces mikatae IFO 1815, 1446 nucleotides. RefSeq names its product Ioc4p (gene IOC4). Gene Ontology annotation, biological process: regulation of transcription by RNA polymerase II. Gene Ontology annotation, cellular component: nucleus. Lineage: Eukaryota; Fungi; Ascomycota; Saccharomycetes; Saccharomycetales; Saccharomycetaceae. The coding region runs from base 1 to 1446 and encodes 481 amino acids. The transcript has a single exon. Gene Ontology annotation, molecular function: double-stranded DNA binding; transcription coregulator activity. The record is from RefSeq and is a predicted model, not a curated record.
AUGUCUGAUGUAAUAUUUCAACCAACGGAUAUCGUUCUCGCAAAAGUUAAGGGGUUUUCAGCGUGGCCGGCAAUGAUCAUCCCUAAUGAACUCAUACCUGAUAACAUCCUCAAGAACAAACCGAUGAGUGUGCACAAAGGCAAGUCAACCAGGGAUAAAGAAUUAGGAGUGGAUAUAGAUGCAGAGAUAGAAGGCCCAGAGCAAAGUGACGAAGAAGAAGUAGAGACUUUUGAUGACAGUGAGGUUAAUCCUGAGAAGUUUAUAAUUUACACUCCAGUUCUAAAGUUUCGUAAAAAUGAUGCACUAAAACCGGCUUAUUGUGUCAAGUUUUUUUGCGACGAUUCGUACAUCUGGGUAAAACCCACGGAUAUGAAGGUUCUAACAAAUGAAGAAUGUUGUCAGUGGCUAAGCGGCAAGCAACGGAAGAACAAGAAACUAAUACCGGCCUAUGAAAUGGCUCUGAGGGGAAAAGAUGGGAUUGAUAUUUGGGAGUUUGUGGAAUAUGGGUCUUAUGGUAAGCCAGAUGAAGAGGAAUAUGUAGAAGAAGAAGAAGAAGUGGAGGAGCGUAAAAAAAAGACAACAAGACCGACUAGAUCGUCCAGCAGACAGCGUCAGAAACGCACUUUCGAUAUAGAUAUAGAUGAAGGUGGUGAGGUAAACAAAAGGAAAAGAGUCACUAGGUCAACCAGGUCAACUAGACAACAAAUGGUCGAUGCUUCAGAAGGAGAUGAUGAUGAAGUUGAAGAUGAGGACGAGGACGAGGACGAUGAGGAAGUACGAGAGAUUGUUAGAAAAAGGCCUCAGAGGGUCAAAGCCAAGAAAGUAGUGGUGUCGAAGGCUAAACCUAAAUCAAAGGCAAAGCCUAAGAAAGAAAGGCCGAAGACACCUAAAAUAAUCAGGUAUCAUUUUGAGGAUGAUGAAGAUUGGACUAUUGUUGGCUUGGGUCCACAAGAUCUAUCAAUCGAGAAAACAAUGGAUCCGAUUGCGAAAAAAUUGUCACAGAAGAAAAACUUGGAAAAGCAUACAGAGAUUAAGUUGGAUUUGGAAGAUAAACUAGCGGGCAUCAACAAACUGUUAUGCGAUGUGUUAUUUUCAAAUAUCAACCAAGCUGUUUCUAUGAAGGACGACUUCGAAAUAAUACUAGACGAAUUACAAAUCGCUCUUGACACCAGGGGGUCCAAGAACGAAUUUAUAACAAUCUUCCAAUCGAAUAAUUCCCUACUGUUAAACUUUAGAAUAUUAUUCAACUUAAGGAAAAAGGAACUGAAUGAGUGGAAUUUAUGGGAUCGUUUCCAAAAUAUUUUUGAACAUAUUUAUUCUUAUCAGUUUACACCUGACACGAAAGAUUGGCAACUACAUCAAGACAUGGAAAUUCAACCAAUAGGGUUGGAAGGUUCGAGUUCCGAUGAACCUGUGAAGAAAGAGGAAAAUAAAGUAGGAGCAUAA